AUGCUAUUCAAGCGGUUCAAGCAACGAUUCAGAAGACCAAAAAGCGGAGGUACGCGAACGGAACUUCAUGCAGCCGACGAUCCCCUUCAUGGCUCGCCAUCUCCGGUAGAAGCCCACGACCCGCCUCCCGAGCCUGUUGCGUCUUUUGCUAUCGAUCCUACAUCCUACCCACUGUCACUCUGGGACCGUGCCUACGAUUUCCUUCGAAAACAAGACCCAGACCUAGUAAAAGAGUACGAGCAGCUACUUUUGCGUGAGCUACCCGUGACAGCUGCCACCCCAACCGCAUCCGAUAAUGGCCUCGCCAACACGACGGGCAAGAUCUCAAUCGCGAAAGUCGCCGACUUUGCUCUCUGGACGAAGGGCUUUGUCGCCACGGCCGUCAGUGCGUCCCCCGAGGCGUCCCUCGCCUGGGCCGGCGUCUGCAUCAUUCUCCCCAUCCUCACGAACUCGAGGGCGGCAGAACAGACUAACAGCGAUGGCUUCGCAUACGUCACCUCUCGCCUGCGCUACUACAAGGAGUUCGAGGAUCACAUUGUCGACCUCUACCAGCACAUUCUCGACUUCCAGCUCAAGAGCGUCCUCCGUUUCUACCGGGGCUGGUCAGGGAAACUCUUGCGCGAUGUCUCCAAGAGCGACGACUGGAAAGAGAAGCUGUCCCGGAUUAAGAACCUCGAGGACAUCGUGAACGACGAAUCCCAGGCUAUCAAUACUCUAGCCUCAAGGCAAGCCCUGGAGAGCGUUAGUGGCAAUACAGACGAAUUUCUCAGAAUGAUGCAGAAAUUUCUUUUUGUUGCUAAAGAGCAGGCCAGUGCCAUCAAAGACCAGACGGGCCAGCAGGAAAAUAUGCACCGAGAUGCGGAAGACAAGAAGUGCCUCGCGGACUUGUGCGUCACCAAUCCCGAAUUCGACAAGAUUCGUAUCGGGGAGGCUAAAGGCAAUAUAUUGCCGGACUCGUGCUGGAUCCUCGACCACCCCGAUUUUCACCACUGGCGCCAGUGGCGUGAGGACCCAGCCUGCCCACUGCUGUGGAUCAAGGGCAAUCCCGGCAAGGGCAAGACCAUGCUGAUUUCUGGCAUUAUCGACAAAUUACACGCCACGACACAACUGGCGGACUCGGGGGCCGACGAGCUGCUCUCAUACUUCUUCUGCCAGGCCGCCAUCAAGGAAAUCAACAACGCGAACUCCGUGCUACGCGGUCUGAUCUGGCUGCUUGUCGGCCAGCAGCCGUCCCUCAUCCGACACGUGCGGAAGGAGUACGACCGCCUGCGGAAGGACGACCGCGCCGGCAGGGACUUCUUCGAGGGCACCAAUUCCUGGGCCGCACUGACUGUGAUCUUCCGAAAUAUCCUAAGUGAUGCAAGCCUGGUGCGCACCUACCUCGUCGUCGAUGCUCUCGAUGACCAGAAUGAGCCCGGGAUCGAGCAGAAGCUCGGCAAACACCCUCAGAUAAAUCUUGAGCUCAAAGAGAAUGCCAACCAGUCUCGGGACCAAUUUCGAGACAUCCUGCACCAAAAGGCGAAUGGCACAUUCCUCUGGGUCGCCCUCGUCGUUCAGGAGCUAGCAAAGUCCCAAGCUUGGGAGGUUCUAGACGUAGCUAAAGAGCUGCCUUCCGACUUGUACAAGCUCUACGAUCGCAUGAUAGACCAGAUCCAGGGGCUUCAAAGAAACUCGGAAUUUCGUUGCCUCGUACUCGCCACUGCUGUCGCUACAUAUCGCCCAAUUCACCUAGAGGAGAUUGGGGUAUUAUCCGGACUGCCAUCUAAAAUCCACAAGUCUCUAGAGCAUGUCCGUCAGGUCGUGAGACUGUGCGGGUCGGUUCUUACAAUUCAGGACAACCAUGUCUACUUUGUCCAUCAGUCGGCCAAGGACUAUUUGGUCGAAAAAGCCGAAAAAGCCGAUGCCAUGCUCUUCCCCUCUGGCAUCGCAGAUAUCCACCGCGCCAUCUUCACCCGGUCGCUGGAGCGCAUUUCGU
Lasiosphaeria miniovina is the source of this 1975-nucleotide messenger RNA. RefSeq lists its product as uncharacterized. NCBI's taxonomy places the organism in Eukaryota, Fungi, Ascomycota, Sordariomycetes, Sordariales, Lasiosphaeriaceae. The record is from RefSeq and is a predicted model, not a curated record. The annotation marks the transcript as partial. The transcript is spliced from 6 exons.